This is a messenger RNA of Rhodofomes roseus, 1249 nucleotides long. RefSeq lists its product as uncharacterized. The record is from RefSeq and is a predicted model, not a curated record. Bases 1 to 1092 code for a protein of 363 amino acids. The transcript is spliced from 16 exons. Lineage: Eukaryota; Fungi; Basidiomycota; Agaricomycetes; Polyporales; Fomitopsidaceae.
AUGUCGACUUCCGCAGAACAGCUCGCACAAGCUGCUGAGGGUCCCGCGUUGAUUGGCAUCUUCCUCAAUGUCAUGUUGUACGGUGCUAUGAUCACCCAGACGUUCUUUUACUUCUCUACCUAUAAGACCUGGACGCGCAAAGGCAUCAGAGAUCCGGCAUGGAUCAAGGCCUACGUCUUCAUCCUCUUCUUGGCAGACACACUCAACGCCGUCUUCAACAUCGCCUGGAUCUAUGGCGUGCUCAUCACCAAUUUCGGCGCGCUUUCUGGCUUUGUUCUAGGAAACGAGGAGGCCUUGGGAACGGGUAACUGGUUGUUCCAGACAGGUGACCCGAUUUGUCUAUGUAUACAGCUAUAUUAUGUUGAAUCAACGAUCUCGCGAUCAGAGGAAGCAAUGACGGGCAUCAUCUCGAUGCAAGUCCAGUUCUUCUAUGCAUGGCGACUACACAAGCUCACCGGCAACAAGCUCGUCGUUUCCGCGGUCGUCAUUUCCUCUCUAGUCGGCGGUCGUACUGCAAUCGGAGUCGGCAUGGUCCGGGAGUUCGCCAAGCUGCAGCGUCUCAAGGUGAUCGUCUCGCUCUGGCUGAUCGGAUCCGCUGUCUGCGAUGUUGUAAUCACGGUCUCUCUGACUUGGCACUUGCGGAAACAUCGCACCGGCUUCGCCCGCACGGACACCGUGAUCACCAAGAUCACGCAGCUGAUCGUGUCGAAUGGCUUGCUGACAGCCAUCUUCGCCGUGGCUGAUAUCGUCGCAUUCCUUGCUUCGAGCAAGAGCUACCAUCUCAUCUUCAACUUCCCCUUGUCGAAGCUGUACGGCAACUCUGCUAUGUCCAGCCUGAACGCCCGAUCGAUCCUAGUCAACAGCACGUCGAAGAGCGCACCGUCAUAUCAAGGCGAUGCUAACGCAAGGGUCGCACUCGGAAAUGGCGCCGUGGGGAGCGUAGCGGGCAAGGGCAUGGGACGGAGUGCACAGAUAAUGGUGAAUGUGGAGACACAUGAGAUGGCAGAUGUCGUCGGGAAGCCCAUACACGAUGUAGAAUGGCAAAAAAGCUCCGCUGGCAGCGAUACCAACUUGAAGGCCAUGGGCCUCUGAUCCUCAAGCAUGCCAUAGUAGUACUCAUGAAUGCCAGCGACACCCGCUCCAUACUGUUUUGUGCGUACAUUACUAGUGCCGUUGUAGAUCUCUAUUCCAAGCCCCUCGCUGGCCUGGUAGCACCGAAGGAUUUUCGUGCAGGUAUCACAAAGCGUUG